Molecule: messenger RNA, 1210 nt
Organism: Wallemia mellicola CBS 633.66
Lineage: Eukaryota; Fungi; Basidiomycota; Wallemiomycetes; Wallemiales; Wallemiaceae
Product: WD40 repeat-like protein
Exons: 2
Coding region: 246-1199 (317 amino acids)
Biological process (GO): iron-sulfur cluster assembly
Cellular component (GO): cytosolic [4Fe-4S] assembly targeting complex
Molecular function (GO): protein binding
Source: RefSeq, a predicted model, not a curated record
AAAGAAAGAAUAUUUGGUCGUAUAAUCUGUUCGAUAUCGAAGUGAGAUGGCUCUGGGUAAUUCGCUGGUAAAGUAGCGGCAUCUAUUCCUCUUAUAUUUGGUAGCUUCAUGGAUGUUAUGAGUAAGAAGGAGUAUGAGUAAUAUGAGAGUAUAAUACAAAUAAAUAUAAUACAUCAUACCUUAAUAAUAUUAUUCAUUAUUGAAUUACCCUAAAUAUAGUGUUAUCUUCCUUAGCUUGUCCAUUCAUGUUAAUAAAAGAUAAAACGUUCAAAUCACAUCAAGAUAAAGUCUGGACUGUAGCGUUUAAUCCGCGUACAAAUAUUCUCGCUAGUUCAUCUGGUGAUCAUCAAGUACAUCUCUACGCAUUUCAAUCAAAUGAAUGGCAACAGGUAGCCAGCUUACCACAAGAACACAAGCGUACUGUUAGAGCUCUCGCCUGGUCACCUAAUGGAGCUUAUCUUGCCACUGGUUCGUUCGAUGCCACCGUAGGAAUUUGGGAGAAUGACGAUGGAAUACUCGAUAACUGGACAUGUACAGCCGUUUUAGAAGGACAUGAAAGUGAAUGCAAAAGUGUAUCCUUUAAUAGUUCCUCUACUCUCUUAGCUUCUUGUUCGAGAGAUAAAUCGGUUUGGAUUUGGGAAGUAACAUCCGGUAACGAACCAGAGUGCGUUAGUGUACUAAUGGAACACACUCAAGACGUAAAACAUGUCGCCUUUCAUCCACAUUCGGAUGAACUCCUGGCUAGCGCAAGCUACGACGACACUAUAAACAUUUACAAAGAUGACCCUAGUGAUGACUGGUAUGUCAGUUCUCGCUUUAAAAACCAUAAAUCGACAGUAUGGGCCUGUGAAUGGUCUCCGAAUGGCCAUCAUCUGGUCAGUGUGAGCGAUGAUAAGAGUAUAACGGCAUGGAAUGACAGUGGUGUCCCUACGGCCAUCUAUGAAAAUGCCCACUGUCGUUCAGUGUACGCCUUGGUCUGGAUAGAUGAUAAUAUUAUCGCCACUGGCGGCGCAGAUGGCCACUUAUGUUUGUGGAAACUGAUUUACAAUAACAAUCACAUAGAGGGACUCGAAUUAAUCCAAAAGAUCCAAAAAGCUCACGAUGGUGCUGAUAUUAACAGUCUGGCUUAUUCACACAAAACAAAGACACUAGCUAGCGCCGGUGACGAUGGAUGCGUCACGGUUUAUAAUUACUCAUAAAUUAGAUUUUC